CGAUUCAUAGUGACAAAAUUCAUACUUUCAUUUGAGAUUGAGUAGCUAAAUAUUUUUAAAUUACAAAAAAUAUAUAAAUAUUGUAGUGAAUUGUUCAGAUUUCAUUUACAUUAUGGACAAGCAAACCUUUGAGGAUCUAAAAGCCUUUGAGCGUCGCUUGGGAGAAAUCGUCUCAAGCCGGAGACAGACUGCGCAGUACUGGCGUCCUAUCGUCCUCGGUGAAAUUGUCUGCAGCGUAAUUUGUGCACUCUUCUUGUUGGAUAACCCACACAAUAUUAGUUAUCUAUCAAUGAUGCUCCUGUUGGCUCUGCUGGUGCCUAUUUUUUAUGGCAUCAAGCUCCUGGAAAAGAAGAUAAUUCUAGGACGCUAUCGCAUGGUGUUGAACGAAUAUGCCUUGGACGUGAGCGAAGAUGGCAAACUUAUUAUCCAAAAUAAUCGCAUAUAGACAUAUUC
Messenger RNA from Drosophila subobscura, 453 nucleotides. RefSeq lists its product as uncharacterized. The record is from RefSeq and is a predicted model, not a curated record. The transcript has a single exon. Gene Ontology annotation, cellular component: Nem1-Spo7 phosphatase complex; cytoplasm. NCBI's taxonomy places the organism in Eukaryota, Metazoa, Arthropoda, Insecta, Diptera, Drosophilidae. Bases 113 to 445 code for a protein of 110 amino acids.